GAAGGCUGAACUAAAGUUUGGAGUUACAGAGAUCCCCGCCCCUCCAUGCACAUUAUAUAGUGCAACCUGGACACCAACAGGCCAAUAUCUGGCUAACCAUUCAAACCAUAAGGCUGUCUUUACAUCACUAUGAAAGGCGACAUGGAGAGCCUGCCCAAGAUGGACCCCUCCAAUGACCACAGUCGGCCCCUGGACAUUGUGCCACAGAGCGAUGAGAAGAUGAAGGAAAGGGGUCAGUGGGGAAACAAGGUGGAGUUUGUCCUGUCUGUCGCCGGGGAGAUCAUAGGACUGGGAAAUGUGUGGCGCUUCCCUUACCUGUGCUACAAGAACGGAGGCGGUGCUUUCUUCAUCCCCUACCUGAUCUUCCUCUUCACGUGUGGGAUCCCAGUAUUCUUCCUGGAGACAGCUCUAGGACAGUACACCAGCGAGGGAGGUGUCACCUGUUGGAGGAAGAUCACUCCACUGUUUGAAGGAGUGGGCUAUGCCACACAAGUCAUCGUGGCUCUGUUGAACUUCUAUUACAUCAUCGUCCUGGCCUGGGCCAUCUUCUACCUGUCCUACUCCUUCACCUGGGACCUGCCCUGGGCCUCCUGCAACAACACAUGGAACACAGAUUCUUGCAUGGAGUUCCAGAGGAGGAAUGACUCGUUCAAUCAGCCACGUCUGAACGCCACGUCUCCUGUCAUUGAGUUCUGGGAGCGGAGGGUUCUGCGUAUCUCCUCUGGCAUAGACAAUAUAGGAUCUCUCAACUGGGACCUGGUUCUGUGUCUGGCCAUAGCCUGGAUACUGGUUUACUUCUGUAUCUGGAAGGGAGUCAAGUCCACUGGCAAGGUGGUGUAUUUUACAGCUACCUUCCCCUACAUCAUGCUGUGUAUCCUGCUCAUCAGAGGGGUCACCCUACCGGGAGCCUUCAUAGGAAUCAAAUUCUACCUCUACCCAGACCUGAGCCGCCUGUCCGACCCACAGGUAUGGAUGGAUGCAGGGACUCAGAUCUUCUUCUCGUAUGCCAUCUGUCUGGGGUGUCUGACUGCCCUGGGGAGCUACAACAAGUACAACAACAACUGCUACAGAGAUUGCUUGUCGUUAUGCUUCCUGAACAGUGGGACCAGUUUCGUGGCUGGCUUUGCCAUCUUCUCCAUCCUGGGCUUCAUGUCUUAUGAGCAAAAUGUGCCCAUCUCAGAGGUGGCAGAAUCAGGUCCUGGUCUAGCCUUCAUAGCGUACCCCCGUGCUGUGUCUAUGAUGCCCUUCUCUCCUCUCUGGGCCUGUUUCUUCUUCAUCAUGAUCGUCUUUCUGGGGCUGGACAGCCAGUUUGUGUGUGUGGAGAGUCUGGUGACGGCCAUGGUGGAUAUGUACCCUAAAACGUUCCGUCGUAAGAACCGCAGAGAGCUCUUCAUUCUGGCGGUUGCCAUCUUCUCCUUCCUCAUGGGUCUCAUCAUGCUGACCGAGGGAGGCAUGUACGUCUUCCAACUCUUUGACUACUAUGCUGCCAGUGGGAUGUGCCUCCUCUUUGUGGCUGUCUUUGAGACAGUUUGCAUUGCUUGGAUUUAUGGUGCUGACCGUUUCUAUGACAACAUUGAGGACAUGAUUGGCUACCGCCCUGGGCCUAUUAUCAAAUACUGCUGGAUGUUCUUCACUCCUGCUACCUGCUUAGGUACUUUUGCCUUCUCCCUGAUCAAGUACACCCCUCUGAAGUACAACAAUGAGUAUGUGUACCCCUGGUGGGGCUAUGGCCUGGGCUGGCUCCUGGCCCUGUCCUCCAUGCUCUGUGUCCCCCUCUGGGUGGUCAUCAAAAUGUGUUCUGUGGAAGGUACCCUGAAGGAGCGCUUUAUAAUCCUGACCACACCGUCCACUGACUUACCCAAAACCAAGAAGGAACAAGAGAAGCUGCUGGCCAUCUUUGCUGCUGAUGGGGACAGCCUCCGUCAAAGACACCCUCCCACCAAGGAAGGCUACUUCCCCGUCAACGAGAAGGAGUCCAACUGCUAGAGCUGGGAACGUGUACCCAGGCCUUGUGAGGUCCCAUGUCCCUCCCCUCGACAUGGCAUCUGCCUUGGGCCCGUCCCAAACCUCUCCUCAACGAUACCUCAUAACUGCACAACUGCGGCUAAAUGAGCACAGAUGCAGAGAAACUGGUGCUGCUGUGCCCUGGCUCUUUCUCUCCUACAUGGUCUCUCAGAGACAAUAUAGACUACUGUUUCAGGUGCUGUUGUUAAAUCGUGUAUGUACUGAUGUUCACCCACUCAAUGCUACUGGCUCUUCCAUCUACACUUCCAUCCACGGGACAGUAGCUCGCCACAUCUGCCUCACACUGUUGCCUGAACAACCAGGAACUCUAGCUGGGUUGUGCUGAUUUAGUUCGCCAAUGACAACGUGUAGCAGACAUUGAAAUGGUGUGAUUCAGUGAUUUGUUAUAUGUCCAUUGUGGUUGAGACUUGAGAAUGUUUGUCUGAUGAUCACAUCUGCUUUCUAAGGAUGUGUUUUUUGUUUUCCUUUUUUCCAUGGACAUCUCUGAUGUUCAGCUCGGCACAUGUUGUACGAAUACUACUUCAAGUUGUUUUUCAGUUAGUUCUAGCUUCUGGCGGAAUGAAAUGUUUCCUUCCAAGCACAGUCGUAGAGUUUCAGUUGAAUACAGUCCAGUUACAUUGUGAUGUUUAUUUCAGGACUUAGUUGAAAGGACUGCCUCAUACAGCACAUCGUAACAGUGCUUUACAACAUAAUCCCUCCGUCUGUCCUCCCUCUACCACGUUCUCAUGUAGGGUCGUUCCUGAUUUCUAUUCAGCUGUGAGAGACACUGUGAUGAGGUAUUAUUUUAGUGCAUUAUGUUGAACCUGUUACAGUCAUAUCAGUUGAUAUAGUAAAUACAUCAAUCUAAUCCAUAUGUUAGUUCAUUUACCCCGGGAUGCUAAACCUUCGCUGACAACAUUUUUAGACGACAAAUAAAGGAACAAAUAAAGGAAUGCGAUAACCGCAUGCCAACUAAAAGCACCAUGUCAUUGUGGUUACAAUAAGCAAUGCAGAGUUGAACAAGAAUUCAAUGUAUACUUUUUUUGCCUCCGAAUACUAUGAUUUUAGAUUAAUAUAUUGGCAAGUGCCAAUAUGUUACACACAACCUAUACAGUUUAAUUUCCAGAUUCAUGUCAGAAGAAUUGCAUCAAAAAUACAUCUGAAGCCCAAGUGUCUGUCUCUAUUAUAGUAAUCUAACAUAGCAGGAGUAAAAUAAACCUGUAGAAAACAGACUGAAUAGGCUUUGCUAGCCUAAGGUUGUUGUUUGAGUUUAGGAUUAAGUCAGGCAUACUAUAAAUGUAUUGCUUUGAUUCAAAAGCUUACUUGGACAUAUAAUCAUUGCGUAUUAGCAUUUUAAUCAUACCCACUGGGCACAGACGUCAGUUCAACGUCUAGUUUUGAUUUACAUUUUGUUGAGUUGUCAACUAACGUGAAUUCAACAUGAAAUCAACAACAAUUUUCAACAUGUCAAUGGAUUUAGGUUCAAAGUUGGGUGACAAAAAGACAAAAUGCCCCUAUGUUGAUAAUUUUUUGCAAAUCCAAUAAAUUCUCCUCAUUGAUUUAACAUCACAUACAUUUUGGGGGUUGAAAUGAUGUGUAAACAAUGUUGAUUCAACUAUUUGUUUUGCCCAGUGGGUAGUCCUAUGUUAGGUUUUUAAGUACUUUGAAUUGUAAAACCAGGAUAUUUGCAUUGCUCUCAUCCUUGGCUUGAUAAAAAAAAAAAAAACUGUAUACAAUCGUAUAUAUAUAUAUAUAUAUAUUUCUAAACUGUAUACCAAGUCCAAAAUGUGAUAAAGCACAUGACAAACAUAGUUUAAAAACUAGUGAAAGUAUGGAUUGUGUUAAAUAUAUUUUUGUUGUACAGAAUUUUGGCAUUUGAAAUCAUUGUACAGUACACUACAUUAUACCAUCAUAGCGAGCAGCUUAGAGGUGAGAAGCUGGAGAGAAAGAGUUUUCCGGUAAUACUGAACUUGAGUUUCAUACCUUUUACCUUGGAAAUAUGAAAUGUCUCGGAAAGUCUGUUAUUUGCUUAUAUUGUGGCCUAUUCAUUAAUUAAUUAUAUAAUCAUCUACUUUGCCAUAUCAUACAAUAACAACUUUGAAAAGUAUACGCUCUUCCACUUCCAGUAUGUGUUCGUCAGUAUUGCCAAUGACAUGUCCAGUGAAGUAUAAGCUCUUACACUUCCAGUAUGUGUUCGUCAGUAUUGCUAAUGACAUGUCCAGUGAAGUAUAAGCUCUGACACUUCCAGUAUGUGUUCGUCAGUAUUGUCAAUGACAUGUCCAGUGAAGUAUAAGCUCUGACACUUCCAGUAUGUGUUCGUCAGUAUUGCCAAUGACAUGUCCAGUGAAGUAUAAGCUCUUACACUUCCAGUAUGUGUUCGUCAGUAUUGCCAAUGACAUGUCCAGUGAAGUAUAAGCUCUGACACUUCCAGUAUGUGUUCGUCAGUAUUGCCAAUGACAUGUCCAGUGAAGUAUAAGCUCUUACACUUCCAGUAUGUGUUCGUCAGUAUUGCCAAUGACAUGUCCAGUGAAGUAUAAGCUCUGACACUUCCAGUAUGUGUUCGUCAGUAUUGCCAAUGACAUGUCCAGUGAAGUAUAAGCUCUGACACUUCCAGUAUGUGUUCGUCAGUAUUGUCAAUGACAUGUCCAGUGAAGUAUAAGCUCUUACACUUCCAGUAUGUGUUCGUCAGUAUUGCCAAUGACAUGUCCAGUGAAGUAUAAGCUCUUACACUUCCAGUAUGUGUUCGUCAGUAUUGCCAAUGACAUGUCCAGUGAAGUAUAAGCUCUGACACUUCCAGUAUGUGUUCGUCAGUAUUGCCAAUGACAUGUCCAGUGAAGUAUAAGCUCUGACACUUCCAGUAUGUGUUCGUCAGUAUUGUCAAUGACAUGUCCAGUGAAGUAUAAGCUCUGACACUUCCAGUAUGUGUUCGUCAGUAUUGCCAAUGACAUGUCCAGUGAAGUAUAAGCUCUUACACUUCCAGUAUGUGUUCGUCAGUAUUGCCAAUGACAUGUCCAGUGAAGUAUAAGCUCUGACACUUCCAGUAUGUGUUCGUCAGUAUUGCCAAUGACAUGUCCAGUGAAGUAUAAGCUCUUACACUUCCAGUAUGUGUUCGUCAGUAUUGCCAAUGACAUGUCCAGUGAAGUAUAAGCUCUGACACUUCCAGUAUGUGUUCGUCAGUAUUGCCAAUGACAUGUCCAGUGAAGUAUAAGCUCUGACACUUCCAGUAUGUGUUCGUCAGUAUUGUCAAUGACAUGUCCAGUGAAGUAUAAGCUCUUACACUUCCAGUAUGUGUUCGUCAGUAUUGCCAAUGACAUGUCCAGUGAAGUAUAAGCUCUGACACUUCCAGUAUGUGUUCGUCAGUAUUGCCAAUGACAUGUCCAGUGAAGUAUAAGCUCUUACACUUCCAGUAUGUGUUCGUCAGUAUUGCCAAUGGCAUGUCCAGUGAAGUAUAAGCUCUUACACUUCCAGUAUGUGUUCGUCAGUAUUGCCAAUGACAUGUCCAGUGAAGUAUAAGCUCUUACACUUCCAGUAUGUGUUCGUCAGUAUUGUCAAUGACAUGUCCAGUGAAGUAUAAGCUCUGACACUUCCAGUAUGUGUUCGUCAGUAUUGCCAAUGACAUGUCCAGUGAAGUAUAAGCUCUUACACUUCCAGUAUGUGUUCAUCAGUAUUGCCAAUGACAUGUCCAGUGAAGUGCAAAGCUGAAUACCGUUCACAUGUAUCAUUACAACUGACAUUGUAAAAUAAAAACAUUUAUAUUAAAAGUUUAAAAACA
This is a messenger RNA of Oncorhynchus kisutch (coho salmon), 5776 nucleotides long. Its product is annotated as sodium- and chloride-dependent GABA transporter 2. Gene Ontology annotation, molecular function: gamma-aminobutyric acid:sodium:chloride symporter activity. The coding region runs from base 130 to 1986 and encodes 618 amino acids. Gene Ontology annotation, biological process: sodium ion transmembrane transport; amino acid transport; nitrogen compound transport. Gene Ontology annotation, cellular component: cell projection; plasma membrane. NCBI's taxonomy places the organism in Eukaryota, Metazoa, Chordata, Actinopteri, Salmoniformes, Salmonidae. The transcript has 15 exons. The record is from RefSeq and is a predicted model, not a curated record.